CUUCAAAGCCUUGGCCGCCCUUCUUCGCAUGGAGGAGACCACCCGUUUUUGUUCGUUUUCAUUUUUGUAUGCACCUCCGCAUAACACACUGCUUUCCUCACGUUUGUCCCGGAAAACGAUGCGAAUCCACACGCCUUUCACACGCAGGGGCGCGCACACGCGUAGGCUGUAAACAUGUAAAGCAGUUUCCGCCAACCCCGUCAUCACCACUGACCCUCGUCUGAGUCUUGGUUGUCCCGUCCUCUCCUCCAUGACUAACAGCUGCGCUUCUUCUUCUUCUUCGUCUCCGUUGUUUAGUCAUCGUCGUCGCGAGGAGAAGAGGAGGUGUCUGUGUUGAUAUUCUUUCUUCCUGGUAGGAAAGCUGCUGUAGUCUUCGAUGGGGCGGUGGCGCAGUGGGUCGAAGGGCUUGGUCGUAGGCAAUUAUUGCCACGACGUUAUCCUUAGGGACGGCGCAGUGGUGGGAGAGAGCCUCGGCGGAGCCGCCUCCUUCAUCGCCAACGUGCUCGACCUGCUUGACAUCCCCUGCACCUACGUCUCCAAGGUGGGCCCCGACUUCGCCUACUCCGUUGCUCACCUCCCUUGCGUCGUCCCCCAUACCAAAACAACACUCUUCCACGCCCACUUCUUUUCUCCUUCUCCCCCCGCCGCUGGCCCUCACGCUUCCGGCUGCCCCGAAGACCAGCAGGAUUGCCACCGCUCCCAUACCCUCCACAGCCAUCAGGAUCGUACCCUCAAACUCUUGCAUGCCUGCGAGCCAAUUUCCAUUUCCGAUCUUCCCCUUCCCUCCUCUCUCACCCGAUCAGAUUUCGAUUUCGACUUUGGCAUGGCCGUCGGUGUCGCCGGCGAGAUCACGCCAGAGACCCUAUCUCGCUUGCUCGACCUGUGCCGCGUCCUCUUUGUUGACGUGCAAGCCCUGAUUCGCACUUUCGACGUGGCUGAUGGCACCGUCAGCCUAGCCCAUCUGCGCGACACUCACUUCGUCCAUCUCCUGCCCAGGAUCAGCUUCCUCAAGGCUUCCUCGGAUGAGGCAGAAUACAUCGAUAUCCAAGAUGCCCGCAACUCUUGCUGCGUAAUCGUGACAGACGGGAGGGAGGGCUGUAGGGUCUAUUGGAAAGACGGAGAGUUUCAGGUCCCGUCGUUUCCCGUGAUUCAGAUGGAUCCAACGGGUGCUGGCGACAGUUUUCUGGGGGGCUUUGCCGCUGGCCUGGUCCAGGGACUGUCCGUGAAGGAUGCUGCCCUCCUUGGUAAUUUCUUUGGGUCGCUAACAGUCGGACAGAUUGGCGUGCCCAGGAUCGAUUCCCUCAAAUUGCAGAUGGAGGUGAAAUAUCAGAAUCUUGGUGAAAGAGAUGAUGUGAAGUGGACAGUUCAAAGAUGCCAAGAAAUAACGAAGUUUAUCUACAAUCAUGCUUAUGUUUGAACUUGAUGAAAUUCACAAAUGGGGCUGAAUUGAUUCAACCUCCACAAACAUGGUUUGCCGCAAAUGUUUUGACUGUGCAGGGUAUAGUCAAGCAAAGGACUCCUCUCAAAUUGAUGUUUUCAAGUGAAGGUUUAGCUGCAUAUCCACAUGACCAUAAAAAAAUGCCAUGACAGUUCUGGAUACUCUAUUCAACACUGAAUUUUGAGAAUUAUGUGUGAACUUAUUGAAUAUUUGUGCACCUCUAAUGAAAACCCUCAAAUUGGUUGACAGUGAAGAUAUGCUUUCUAUUGGAUAUUUAUAUGAGGCUAUGGAUAGAGUAAAGGAGGCUAUUAAAGAUAAUGUAAAGGAAAAUAAGAAAUUGUACAUGCCUAUAUGGAAGAUUGUAUUUGAAAGGUGGUCUAGACAACUUCAUUACCCGCUUCAUGUAACAACCUACUACCUAAAACCUGCUAUUAGAUUUCUUUCCUAUUUUAAGGACAAAAAGGUCGAGAAUGACAUGUUGGACUGCGUUGAGGUAUUGUUUCUAAAGAACAAGACCCUGUCCACACGUCGAUCAACAAAUAUGAUAAUUGUUAUGAUGACAUGGGGAGAGAUACAACAGUUGGAUGCAAGACAACGUUGUGUCCAGCUGUUAGAAAAAAGGACGUUAUCUUAUCUGCUUUUCAUUUGUAUGUUUAUUUAUUGUUUUUCAUACUUCAUACUACUUAGCAUUUAUUAAUUUGUAUACUUUGCAUUUCUUUUAUUUAGAUUUGUGGUUGUGUAGUUUUGGACUUGAUUGCUGUAAAGAAGUUUGCAAUUAAAAUCCUCAGCCAGGCAUGUAGUGCCAUUAUAUGUGAAAGAAUUGGAGUAUACUUCAACACAUCCAUAGUAAGAAUUGGCAGAUAAAAGGUUGGAUAACCUUGUCUUCAUUCGAGAUAAUAUGAACUCAAGACAAUGAUACAUUAAAUAUAUUUGUUAUGCAAAAUUGCAAAUUAUGAUAUAUAUUUUUACAAUUUGUUAAUGUUUUCUCUUGUUGCACUUUAGUCAAUUAGAAGCAGCAUCUACGAGGAAGCAUCACACUCAGUUUGAUCCUAUUAGCCUAGAAAAUUUUGAUGUAUUAGAUUCUUGGGUUGAAGAACCAUCUGUGAUACUUGAUGAAGAUGAUCUUGAUUUUCUAAACAUUGAAGGUGCAACAGAGCUUUUUGAAAGAGGAGAGCCAUAGAAUGUUGGUGAUGACAUUUCAUUUGAAGGGAUUGAAACAAUUAAUAAGAAAAUGAGAAUAAAGAUGAAGAUGAAGUUGAAGAUGAUGAUCACGAUAAUGAUUAUGGUUGAAUGAUGAUACUUAUAUAUUAUAAACUUGUAAAUAUUGAUGUAAUCUAAGAUUCUAAAAUGCUUUCAAGUUUGAAGUUUAAACUUGUGAUGGACACUUAUUAUGUUA
Molecule: messenger RNA, 2834 nt
Organism: Nymphaea colorata (pocket water lily)
Lineage: Eukaryota; Viridiplantae; Streptophyta; Magnoliopsida; Nymphaeales; Nymphaeaceae
Product: inositol 3-kinase
Exons: 3
Coding region: 377-1417 (346 amino acids)
Biological process (GO): myo-inositol hexakisphosphate biosynthetic process
Molecular function (GO): kinase activity
Source: RefSeq, a predicted model, not a curated record